CUCUGCCCUCAGUGCUGCUGCUGCUGCUGCUGUGGAGGAGUGACAGUCGCACCGGGACACUGACAAGGUUUUUGUCUUCAAGAUCAAGACAAAAGAAACUGGAGCAUAUUUCAGGCGCAGCUGCCGCUUCUCACUUUCAGCAGUGAAAAUGAGAAACAUCUGAUGCAGGACAAUCAAAACCGUUGACUGGCGUUCCUUCACCUCGUUCUUCUUAAGCGCUCCAUGGCGGCCGACAAAACCAUGUCCAAGGACGACGCCUGCAAAGUUAUGCCGGCCGGCAAACACAAAGAGCGCAAACCCAAAAAGCCGCACUACAUCCCGAGACCGUGGGGGAAACCCUACAACUACAAAUGUUUCCAGUGCCCAUUCACCUGCAUGGAGAAGUCCCACCUGUACAACCACAUGAAAUACAGUCUGUGUAAAAACUCGCUGUCGCUGUUGAUCGAGUCGGACUGGCCUUAUAAGAAGGGAAACCUCCUGCAUGCAGAGCAGCUGCGACCCUUUCAGCAAGGAAGUGCCACGCAUCAGACGAGGAAAGACGAGCAAGGUAGUGAACAGAGACAAAGGGAGCGAAUGAGUGAAGAAGGGGGAAGGGAGGACCAAGAAGAGCAGGGAGCGGAGGACGAGGCCUUGGGAAAACAAGGGGAUCAAGCAGAGAAGACAGGGCUGCCCCGAGUGAGGCCCAGCAACAGUGGCAGCAGAGACGAGGGAGUGGAGGGCAACAAAAAGAAAACUAAACAGCAGGAGUCCGAGCUGCUGAUGGCCGACAUGCUCUCACUGGAGGACCAACUACUGCGAGCCCGCAGCGUGGAGGUGGAGGCCCAGCUAAAACACUAUAAAUUUUCCAAGACGUGUCUUGCCGCACCGGGGCUGCUGUCCGAGCAGUGGCGGCUUCUGGCCUCCAGUCAUACAAAGACCAGAGCGGAAGGCGCUCAGUCCAGAGUUAACACUUCCAUCCCCUGCUACCCUCCUCCUGCCAACCUGGUGGACUACCAGGACCCCACUGGUCUCAACCUGUCACUGCUUGGGGUGGGUUAUCCCAUCAGCCCCAGCAUAUUCUCCUACAUGAAUUCGGCAAUUCCCGGCGCGGCCUCCGGUGUCAGCUCCCAGACCCACGCGCAGCUCGCACAGCUACCCUUCCUGGCAUCUGCUGCACAGCUGAUGCACCCUACCUCUCAUACAGAUAGACCUCUGGUGCCUCCGAGGUUCUACUACCCAUUUCUGUGUGAGCACACGUUUGGCGCGGCCUCCAAUCUGAGCGACACUAAAACCACCAAGACAACGCCAAACAACAUGGACAGCCAUCACUUGUCUGGAUUCCAACCUAAAGUAAAUUUGUGGAAGGUGCCUGCCCUACGGCCCGGUGCUGCACCCGUGUCCCAAGCAGGAUGGGCCUCACCCCACACAGAUCCAGGACAGGACCAAAUCUACAAGGUUGAGGAAAAACUGCCAGCCUUGUCCAAGGACAGCAAAGCUAGCUUGGGGCUCAAAAGAGCAGGGGCCCCAAUGGGAAAGCAGGAUGUGCCUUCAGAGAAGAUCCCAAACCUAGGAUUCACUUUGGACAUUCUUAAGAACAUCCAGGCAGCUUCAAGUAUGAACCCCACACCUGAAACACACAGUCACCAAAACAGUUUACAGGAAGCCCAGCUGAAGACGCUUGGACUUUGGCAGGCCCGUCUGCAGGCGAGCCCUCAAAGUGAAGCCUCCACUUUGUCAAGUAUUGGGGCGCAGAGCCACCAAGACUCAGCUGCAGCCCGGACCUUAGGCACCGGGGCUUCUGAGUCAGUAACCGCUCUUCUCAGUGAUCUCUCCAAAGCUUUGCAAGAGUACCAGGAGGCUGAAAGCAAAAUGUCUCACUUAGAGAAGGAAGAUCUACCUGCACAGCACCACCUUUGGGAACACCUGAGUAAAAUACGCAAUGAGCUUUCCCAUAUCCACCAAGCUUUAGAACAGACAACACGUCAAAGCGACGGCCCUCUCGACCUUUCAUUUAAGAGAGAACUGUCAGACUGUCAGACUGAGGAGAGCAACCUGAGAGACAAUAUGACUGAGACCGAGGAGGAAGAGGAACCUGAGGAGGAAAAAAAUGAGCAGGAAGAUGAAAGGGAGAGAGAAGCAAUGAGGGCAUCACUGGAGACUCGCAAACAGUCGCUGGACAUGCUAAUAAAAAUGAGUCAGGCUUCAGUGGUGAAUGGAGAGGUUCUCUCCCCGGGCAGUCUUGGCGUAAGGCCCAGUCCCUCAGAAGCUCUCUGGCCAAACAGAACCACCAAGUGUGAAGCCGACUCCAGUGUCCUGCUAUGUCCUGACGGCAGAUCUGUGGUCUUUGCAGACAUCCCCAAAGUGCCCAAGAGACCCCCAUCUAUUCACAGAGCGGAAGGUCAGAGUCCCGUCAGCCCACUGACGGCCGCCGAGAGCUGAACUCUUUCUGGAGACGUUACAAACAUGGCCCAACAUGUGGCGUGUCUCACAGGCUGAACCCGGCCUACUGACAUGAACAUGCUGAAACACUUUGCACAUCUUAAAAAAGGGUUGUGAGAGCAGAAGGCAAUAGAGACCUUGAUUGUUGCUGGACUCUGGAAAAUAAUCGGCACCGGCAGAGAGUAACUUCAAAAGAGACAAUCAUUUGAAUGCGUUUGUGUCUAUAAUGUACAAAGCAAAUGUUUUAUAUAGUUGACAUUUGGUGUGAUUUCACUGAGAUGAAUAUGUAUCGUACACAAAAUAUUUCUUGAAAUAA
This is a messenger RNA of Synchiropus splendidus (mandarinfish), 2734 nucleotides long. It is a transcript of the gene prr35, whose product is annotated as proline rich 35. The transcript has 4 exons. The record is from RefSeq and is a predicted model, not a curated record. Bases 223 to 2418 code for a protein of 731 amino acids. Lineage: Eukaryota; Metazoa; Chordata; Actinopteri; Syngnathiformes; Callionymidae.